Molecule: messenger RNA, 2964 nt
Organism: Candida albicans SC5314
Lineage: Eukaryota; Fungi; Ascomycota; Pichiomycetes; Serinales; Debaryomycetaceae
Gene: SWI1
Product: Swi1p
Exons: 1
Coding region: 1-2964 (987 amino acids)
Biological process (GO): regulation of transcription by RNA polymerase II
Cellular component (GO): nucleus; SWI/SNF complex
Molecular function (GO): transcription cis-regulatory region binding
Source: RefSeq, a predicted model, not a curated record
AUGUCUGAUUGGUUGAAUGAAAAUGCAUUUGCAGAUAGCAACAGCAAUGACGAUUUUUUGAAUUCCAUUUUUGAUCAGAGCCAAGGAGAGCAACAAGCUCCACAGGUUGCGCAGGUUUCUACAUCAAUGUCAAACCCACCACUUCAAUCACAAUCAGCCCUGUCUACUUCAAGAAUCUCACAAGCACACACUCCAAUGUACCAACAGUCUCCUGUUACUGCUCACACUAUACCGCAAAACAGUCCUCAAAGUAUGCCGAAUCAAGUAGCACAGCCUCAACAACAAAUACCACCACCCCCUCUGCAACACUUACAACAGACAACCGCCCAAAUGCUUCCUCAACAGCAACAGCAACAGCAACAGCAACAACAGCAGCAACAAAAACAAGAGCAGCUAUACAGAAUGAAGCAACAGAUUUACCAACAGCAGAUGCUAAAAAAGCAGCAAGAAAACAUGUCUCGUCAGCCUUCUCCCAUGAAUUCAGCUGGGCAUAACACACAACAAAAUACGCCAAUCACCCAGAAUGCAAAAACACCUCAAAAUAAUUCAAAAUUGCAAUCAAUGCAAAUGGAAUUGUUUUUUUCUGUUUUGUAUGACUUUUUGCAGCGGAGCGGGAUCUCCAUUCCCCAAUCAUUAGCUAUCAAUGGUAAGAGAGUCAAUUUGUUCAUUUUGUAUAUCUUGAGUCAAAGAUUGGGUGGAUACAGGGUCAUGAAGGCUUUUCUACUUAUGUCACCAGAGCAGCAGCGUAUGCAGCAACAGAAUCCUUGGGCACUAAUGGCCGACAAAAUGGGGUUUCAUGAUAAAGGGGAGGACCCCAUGGCCAAAGAAAGAAUUGCUAGAGAACUUUGCAAUUGCUAUAGUAACUUUAUUUUACCAUAUGAAGAGUAUUAUGCCACACCUGAAGGGAAUAAGGAUAUUGAAGCUAGCAAACAUAGAUUCCAACAGCAAAUUGUUCAGAAAUAUCUGUCCAAUGUCCCCACACCGGCUCCUAAUCAACAAAGUCCAAUGAUAAGUAGCGCUCCAACACCACACCAACAAAGGAAGUUAUCUCGUACUAGCAACUCGGUGAAUAACUCACCAAAUGUCAGCUCUCCUUUCCAUAACACCCCUCGACAAGUUCCAGCACCAGCACCGGCACCGGUACAAACGGCCGCGUCUAUGCCUCCGCCAACACCUGUUACAGCCAAAUCUCAAACAACAAAAGCAGAUGCCCAUAUUUUGAAAAAUUAUACUCCUUUCAAAAAGAUUGUAGAAACGCAUGGUCCAUUCAAUAUCAAAGAGCUCUCGCAAUUGUCUACUGAAAUCGAGGUGACAAAACCAGUUUAUCUUUUUGCUCCAGAAUUAGGAAUUAUCAACCUCCAGGCUUUGACAAUGUCAGUAAAAAGCAAUAGUGGGAUCCAAAGCUCAGAAGUUGUGAACGCCCUUAACACAUUGUUGGUUGCUACAUCAGACGUUAAUUAUGCUUUUCAAAUAAAGGAUAUCAUGGAGUUAUUAGACGCAUUAUCUUCUUUGGGGAAGGAUGUUUUGAACAAAAUUGUAGGAGUCAACACAGAAGAGGAUUGCGUGAAUGCUGAUGUGACAAAAUUGUCUGCCAAUGGUCGGAUUGAUGAUAUUUUUAAUCGUUAUGUUAAAGGACAAGGCGAAGAUAUACUGUAUGUGGUUAAUUCGCUUACAGGGGAAGUUGUUUCUGACGAUGAGGAUAUCGAGGAACUUUUUUCAGUAUGUGAUGACGGGAAUCUGGAAUCUCCUAUUGACAAGCUGACUGAUCUGUUAGAUGUGCUUGAGUUUCAUUUGGAUGAUUAUCUUACAGCAUUGAAGAAUUUCAAAUCUGAAAACAAACACCAUUUUAGCAAACUUCAAACACGAAGUGCCACGGAUGAUCAAAUAUUGUUAGUCGAUGAAUUGAUAACUAUAACAAUGAUCUUGAGAAAUAUUUCUUUUGCUGAAUAUAAUAAAGAACCUAUGGCAGGAAAUCGUCUUUUCAAGGAUUUAUUGUUUUCAACUGUCAAAAGCGUUGCUUUAAACAAUGACAAAUUUGUGUUUAGCCGCAAACGGUUAUGUUUACUCAAGGAUUGUCUUUUAAUGCUAGACAAUAUUUCUUUGUUUACUCAUUUGCAUACUUUAGAGGAAGCAUUUUUAUCAUUUGUUUUAGUAGCAUCCUUUGGACCUAAGAUUGAAGAUCAAUACAAGAUCCCACGAUGCAAUAUUGAAACCCAUUCGUAUUUUGCCUUUGGUCUUGAUGCCUUCACCAAGUUGAUGGUCAGAGAGCCAUACAAUAGAUCAUUAAUUCAGGCAGUUUUGAAUGGAACUUUGAAUUCCAGUAUGACAGGAUAUUCUGUCAGUUUACAGGAUCAAGAGUACACAAGAAAGUUAAUCAAGGCUUACAACAAAGAUUAUAAGUCUGCAUCACUUUUGAGUCAAGCUUUCCAGAUGUAUAUGAGUAUAUUGCCUUUCGAUGCCAACACAUUUGAAUUGUCAAAAUUCAUCUUCAUGAGGAGUCCAACAAUUUCACAGAUGUUAUUUGGGGCCAAAUUGUUAAUAGACAUGGUUCCAGUUGAUGAUUUGAACACACAUCAUAACAAGUUGUCUCUUUAUUGGCUAUUGGAAAACCGGGAGUUAUUAUUGGGUAAUUUUGCCAGGAUAGUCGUUGCUUUAUCUACAGAAACUGGAAAAUUCCCACGCGAAUCGCCUGAGCACAAGGUUUUGUCGCUGGUAUUACGCAAGGCCCUCGUUGUUAUCAAUUCAUUGGUCGACAAUGCAGUUUUGGCUAAGGAAAUAGGAGACCUGCGACACACCGACUUGAUGGAGAGUUUGACAGAUUGUUUGGCUUUCCCAAGAAUAAUACCCGAUGCCAUUUUGACAUUGGACACGUUUUUGGCACCUACCAUUGAUACCAAUUUAGGUAAAGAAGUUGUCAGACUACUUAGGUAUUUGAAGGAUUUAAAGGCUUGUGAGGGGAUCUAG